AUGCUACGCUCAUGUUCAACGCUGCUUCGAGCCUGGACCACCAGUGCUUACAUGCAGAACGUGGUAGCUGGGGUCGGUAUCGCGUUCUCGGCUGGUGUCUUUGUCUCCUUGAAUCUUCUGGGUGCUGGAGGGGGAAGACCUGAAUCUGCUGAUGUCAUUCAGACCGCCAAUGCGAUUUUGUCAUCGGUAUGGUUCUUGUCAGCAUGCUUUGGCGGAACAUACCUCAACAUUUUUGGCCCUGGAGUCACGAUGUGCUUUGGGAUUUGCACGUAUGCAAUGUACGUUGGCGCUCUGUGGUACUAUGAAGUGACAGGUCAAGCCGCUUUCCCCCUUUUCGGCGGUGCCAUCAUUGGCGUUGGUGCUGGUGCUGUUUUCAUCACAUCAGGUUAUAUCCAGGUGGCUUACUCCAACGACCAAAACAAGGGCCAGUUCAUCGCCAUCCAAAACACGCUACAGGCUGGAGGUUCCAUUGUCUGCAGUAUACUGCCCGUUAUUCUGAACCGAAACAAUAUCCAGCGUGGGGGAGUUCCAGCGGCAAUUUACGCCACGUACAUAGCCCUAAUGUUGGUGGUGGCGCUGUUGUCUUUGGUUAUACUCCGUCGACCUGACGAGGUAAAGGACGAUACAAGCAGCAAAGCCAUUGUGAUCGAGAGAAAGAGCGUUGCGUCUGAGCUCCUCUCCAACUUGACUGUCUUUUCGGAUUGGAAACUUCUGGUCAUGCUACCAGCUUUUCUUCCGGCAGGAUCAUUUCUGAUCUAUCUUGGUUCCGUGAACGCAUUUGAAAAUAGUUUGCGGGCACGUUCACUCUUGUCGUUCAUUGCCCUUAUUGUCCAGAUUCCAGUUGGGCAUAUUCUUCACCUCAUUCUCGACAAUCAUGGAUGGACCAAGCCUAGACGCGCAUUGUUUGGGCUAGGCUUUGUUGCCCUUCCACUGUCCGUCGCUUGGGUUUGGGAAAUCGUUCGAACGAGAGAUUUCAAUCGCUCAUUUCCACCGGAGAAUCCCGUCGACUGGACCGAGGCACGCUAUGGUCCUGCCAUGGUCCUCUUUGUACUGAACUGGACGGCAUCCGUUCUGUGGCAGUAUAUUGUUCCGUGGUUUAUUGGAAACCUCGAUAUACCUCAAGACAAGAUCAGUCACUACAUGGGCGUCCAGCGUGGCUUUCUGGCUGCCGGAGAGGCCAUUUGCUUUGGCGUGGAUGCAGCAAAGAUUUCCUAUGUUGCUUUUGCCAGUGCCAUUUUCGCAUUAUAUGCUGUUGGUAUCGCAGUUCUCGUGUACAUGGGCGCGUCGCAGUUGGUUGAGUCUUCCUCGAGACAAUUAGAUGUUGAGGCCCGUGAAGGGAGUGAAGUCGGUGUUGACCAUGCAAGGGAUGAGAAAGGCGGCCCGUCAUCAUCCGCUAGUGAUCGUUUCACCAGCAUAGACGGUUGA
Messenger RNA from Pestalotiopsis fici W106-1, 1425 nucleotides. RefSeq lists its product as uncharacterized. The transcript has 2 exons. The record is from RefSeq and is a predicted model, not a curated record. NCBI's taxonomy places the organism in Eukaryota, Fungi, Ascomycota, Sordariomycetes, Amphisphaeriales, Sporocadaceae. Bases 1 to 1425 code for a protein of 474 amino acids.